GGACUUGAGGCUGUUUGGAUUCUUGUUUCAUUGAAGAUGCGUCCAGUUUAAAGUUUGAAAUUUCGUUGGAAAUUUUAUCGAUUGUUUUUUUAAGAUGUCGACGAUUCGCAGUCCAGUGGAUGAGUAUGGGUUUCAAAGACCAGAUGACUUUGAUUACAACAGUUAUGAACACUUUAUGACAAGCUAUCUCCGUGUCUUGGCCAGGAGAGCAAGCAGAUGGCAAAGAUUCGUCAGGGGAACUUCAAAAGUCAAAAAGUCCAGAAAAGUUAAGAGAUUUGUCAGGAAGGGAGUACCUCCAAGCUACAGGGGACAGGUUUGGAUGGAUAUUAGUGGUGCUAGAAAGAGGAAAAAGAAAAAUCCAGGCUAUUACCAGGGUCUACUGGAACAAGAACUGGAUGAAAUAGUGAAGAAUAGUAUCACUACAGAUAUAGACAGAACCUUUCCAGAGAAUAUAUUUUUCGGGUCAUCUCAAAAGGACCUGCGCAAAAAUCUUUACAAUGUGUUAUAUGCCUAUGCAUUGCACAAUCCAAGAAUAGGCUAUUGUCAGGGUCUUAACUACAUCACUGGCAUGCUUAUAUUGAUUGUUAAGAAUGAAGAUUCAGCAUUUUGGUUAUUAGAUGUAAUGAUGUCGAAACGGCUUCCAGAUUACUAUGCAAAGGAUAUGCUUGGGUUGCAAGUGGAGCAUGAGGUUUUAGCUCAACUUGUCAAGAAGAAGAUGCCACAGUUACAUGCUCACAUAGAGAAGAUUGGGUUAUCAUAUAGUAUAUUCGCCACUAAAUGGUUCAUUUGUUUAUAUAUUGACGUACUGCCCGUGGAGACAGUGCUUCGUAUUUGGGAUUGUCUAUUUUAUGAGGGCUCAAAAGUUCUCCUUCGAGUUGCACUGACGUUACUAGCUCUCCACGAGUCCCAGCUUAUGGCUUGUGAAGACUUUCCUCAACUCUGUAAUUCAAUGAAGGAGAUAACUACGAACCCUUCAACAAUGGACUGCCAUUCUUUUAUGGUCAACUGUUUUGAGCUGCCUGGAUCUUUACCGAUACGACAAGUCAAGAAACUUAGAGCAGAAGCACUAAAGAAACUCAGACCGCCAGAAGAUGAUGAGGCAAAAUCUUAAACUAUCUAGACAAAACAUUUUAAUUAUCACAUUCAGUUUUUGUAAUAUUUUUUUAUUUCAAAUUUGGGUUUGGGAAUAUUGAAUCACUUUUAUCAACAUGAGAAUAUUAUUAUAUAUGAAUAACUCACUUUAUUUGGGAAUAGUUUCCACCGAUACUAGUCUCCCCCACAGCCUGUAGCUACUCAGGGGAGAAAGCGUUGCGUGACGACACUGAAAGCGGCUGUGGGGGAGACUAACCGAUACAAGAUGUAUUAGAUUGCCAUCAAAUGUUGAUUAGAAAUUGAGAUGUAAAUGAAACAAAUAUUGCUCUCUUUUGUCCUUUUCUCCUUUCCUGUCACUCAUCCAAGCAAAAAAAUAUGUAAAAAUGAAGAAAAGGAGUAGGAAAAGCAAAAAAGAAAGGAAGAACAAAACAAACAAAUAUGGUGACAAUGACGUCACAUCCAGUUAAACUUAUUACCAGUACUGCGUCCGUACAGAAAUUGUACUGUAAAAACUGUAUUUAGAAAUUUUUAGUUUUUUAAUGUAUAUUUAAUUGUUAACAUGCUAGUGAAGUGUAUAUCAGCGACAAAAAGACCUCGUAAGAAUAGGGAGAAAAGGAAUUGCACCUUUAGAUAUUUUCCUUGCCUGUUGACCUAAAAUUCUACCUCUAUCAAAUAUGCAAUUUCAAUCAAAAAAUAUUCCAAAUAUCUGAGUGCAUGCUCAUGAACUUUGCAUGUACUGUAUUUAAAAUUAUAACGAAUUUAUAACAAAUUAAAACUCUCAUUAUAUCACUAUUAAAAUAAAUGUGUAUUUUGUA
Messenger RNA from Actinia tenebrosa (Australian red waratah sea anemone), 1907 nucleotides. RefSeq names its product growth hormone-regulated TBC protein 1-A. The record is from RefSeq and is a predicted model, not a curated record. Lineage: Eukaryota; Metazoa; Cnidaria; Anthozoa; Actiniaria; Actiniidae. Gene Ontology annotation, molecular function: GTPase activator activity; small GTPase binding. Gene Ontology annotation, biological process: regulation of GTPase activity.